This is a messenger RNA of Pimephales promelas (fathead minnow), 1855 nucleotides long. RefSeq names its product BRF2 general transcription factor IIIB subunit (gene brf2). Gene Ontology annotation, molecular function: TBP-class protein binding. Lineage: Eukaryota; Metazoa; Chordata; Actinopteri; Cypriniformes; Leuciscidae. Gene Ontology annotation, biological process: DNA-templated transcription initiation; transcription preinitiation complex assembly. The record is from RefSeq and is a predicted model, not a curated record. Gene Ontology annotation, cellular component: nucleus; transcription preinitiation complex.
GAGAAGCGCGGCAGCGUCCAUAUACAGGCAUACAGGCAGCGUCUCGUUCAAAACCAAAACAAACGUACUCAUGUCGCAAGGAAGGGUAAUAGAAUCAGCUUUCAGAAGUUUUUAAUGUGCAUAACAGGAGCAACGCAUUUUGAUUGUCUGCCAUUGCAUUACUCGCCGACCAUUUGAAGAGCAACUGCCACCAGAAUGCCAACCAGUUGCCCUGAGUGUGGCUCGUCCAAUGUGGUAGAGGAUGAUCUGUACUCUCAGAGGCAGUGGGUGUGUGAGGACUGUGGCUCAGUGGUCGAGGAGGGACUUCUGACUACCACACUGAGCGAUGAGACCCAGGGCAGAGCUGUGCCCUAUCAUGCUUCCACGGAGGAGAUCAAGAAACCGUGCAGAAAUCUAAUUGCUGGCUUCAUCCGGGUGCGUGCGAUGUGCCGUAUCCUCAGGUUAACCAACGACAUGGAGUCGGAAGUAGUGAGUCUUUUUGAGCGCGCUUACAAUCUCCCGAACUUCCUCCAUGUGACCUUAACCAAGAAAGAAGUCUUGGGAGGCUGUUGCAUACUCUGCGUUUGUCGCCAGAGAAACUGGCAUAUUACCAUUGGAACUGUUGCUUACCUGAUGGGGGCAGACAAUUCUGAGAUCGGCGUGGUAUAUCAAGAGCUCAUAAAGAGUCUGAACAUUAAGGCCACCACUACAGGAAUCACAGACCUGAUGCAAAGCUUCUGCUACGAUUUCAAGCUGGGUCCUACACAGGUGGACGAGGUGCUCUCUGAAACCCCCCAGCGCCUGCUGGACCGGAUGUCUGCUUUGAUUGAACUUGCUGCUGAUACCUGGAUUGUGACGGGACGCCAGCCUUUGCCUCUCCUCAUGGGAUCAAUGUAUGUGGCCUGGCAGUCGCUGAAUCCCUCGGCCCGCAUGAAAUACUCCUUCACAACGUUCUGCAAGAUUGGAAAAGCACCAGAGCAGUCGUGGCGCAGAAGCCGAGAUACGGCCCUGAAGCGGGUGAGCGAGCUGCUGGAGGUACUGUGUAAACUCGGCCGAGAGCUGCCGUGGCUGAGGGGCGUCCCAGUGGAGCCCAAAACCGUGACCACGCUGGUGGAUGACAUUCUGAAGCACCGCAGGGCUUUGCUCUCGAGGGCCGUUAAAAAAUACCAACAACAGCUGCAAAAUCAACUCUCAGAGACCCAAACGACAGAAUGUGACAAUGGCCCAUCCGAAUCGAACCGCUCCGAACCGCCUUCCUCAGAGAACUCUGACCAGGCCGAAUGUGAGAAUCCUGCUGAUGAAGAAGAUACGGAGUGUCAUCUACCAGCAGGCCACUGGGGUAAAAAGCACUUGUUUUUACCCCCUUGCGUGAAGAGUCGCAAGCGACAGAGGGUGGACAUUCCACAGCUGGAAGUGACCGGAGACGAAGACAUAUCGGACAGUGAAAUUGAAUCAUACAUUCGCUCUCCGGGUGAGAUUAAAUUGCUUGUAAAAGCUCAGAAGGAGCUAAAGCAAGUGUAAUUUGUCAUAUCAUUUACACAUAAUUUGUAAAUGUCUGAUUAGUUUUUAUUUAAGAUUAGUUUUUCGUUACGUUGAUAUUUAUUUUUUGUUGCAUCAAUUUAGUUGUUUUGUAAAUGUUCUGAAUUUUUAUUGAUAAAAAUAAUUUUUGUCUGAACUGGUAUGUUUCUCCAUUAUUAUUUUUUUGUACUGUUUUAUAUUACAGAGCAAUGCCAUUUUAUCCUGGUUUGAAUCAGUUAGUGCUGUUAUGAAUAGCUGCUAGUGCAGGAAGUAGUUUAUAAUCUUGCCGGAGAUUUCAUAUGAUUUGAUUGAUGCUGGAUGCCUUUGACGUAAAUGCGUAAAUAAAAGCCUAUAACGC